AUGGAAAAUAUCACAAUAAAUUGCGUAGGGAUAUGUGAUGAACCCAAAACCUGUAAUCAUUACGAGGCCUUAGAGGAAGUUAGGCAGGCAGGUGAACCAACAAACAUACAUCGUAAAAUUUCAAAUCAUAAAUCAUUUUCUUUUAUGCUCAUAAGAACAUUAACAUCCAUUCAAGUUCAAACCCUAAAUUCUGAUGAAGCUGAUGAAACAUUUUUAGAUUAA
Clunio marinus is the source of this 222-nucleotide messenger RNA. Lineage: Eukaryota; Metazoa; Arthropoda; Insecta; Diptera; Chironomidae. The record is from the annotation of a GenBank genome assembly.